AUGGGCAUCGUUGUCAGUGAGGAUGGAAAUGCGAGUGGCCUCAGUGAGCAGCAGAAAAUCGAUAUAAUAGCUGCCGAGAAUGACUAUGGACUGGUCAUGGCUACUCUAGAUCAAGUUUCGGUAUUUUUAGGCUCGUGGUGGACUUCCUCACUCAUGGGCCGGAUACAGACAUUCAAGAGUUAUACCCACGCCCCUCUAAUGAGUAUAAUAUCUCAUGAGCGUGCUUCAUUUGGCAUACUGGGGUUCUACUUUGCUGGCAUUCCUGCGUGGGCUCUGUCGACGUGCCUAUCAAUUUGCCGACACCAUCCUCUAGAGCGCUUGAUUUCUUCGUUGCAAAACCGAUUUCCGGAUAAUGAUGCGCUUUCGAAGCUUGUGCGGGCUUCAUUUACAGUUCUACACUCUGCAGCGCGGGGAACCCUACUUAUUCUUGCUAUACAAUCAUAUGUUUAUUCACUUUUACAAUCGCUCCACCUUGUUCAUCCCUAUACCUUUCCAGGAAUUCGGUUUUUAGCACCUUUGGGCGAACUAACUACCAUGUUAUUUCCACCUUUGCCUACAGACCUCACGAUUCAAUCACUGGGUGGGCUCUGUUUGAGCCUGCUGCAAACUCCUCCAUUUCUCGUCUACCUUUAUGUAUAUCUCCGUCCAGUAAUCGAGAUAAGGUUAUACCGGUUGAUUCGCCGACGGCUACCAAAACCAACCCUAGCGGAUGAACUAUCCAUUAAAGUGGCUUUCGAGAAUGACCUUAUUGAUUGGAUGGUCCCAACCCUUGGGCGCAGAUCUGAGGAAGAGAAUCGUCGCAACAAUCUUUCUUUGGUUAAAGACUUGAUGUGUGAAUUGAAAUUUCUCCAAAAUUGGAUGCUAUCAUGGUUUGGUUUCAAGUCGCAGCGAACAUCAACAGCUUCGGAACAAGCGGCGGUCUCCCGUCGCAGGCGAGAGUGGCUCGAAUCUUUGCCUUUUAGUGUCGAGCAGGUGCAAAAUGAACGACAAAACCGAACUCGUCGAUUACAGCAAGCAGUACCCCCGGCUCCAGAGGAGGUGGUGCAAGCUCAUGAGGCAUCACGCUUUGGUCAACCUCGUACACCCAUCUCUGCUCCGGUUCCCGAUUCUGGGCUUGACUUCAGUGGUGAACGUGUAUUAUCAAACGAAGAAGAUCCUAUCUCCCAAUCACCAGCGGAGAUGAGCCCCGGCGGUCCCACAGAAAUGGCUGCACUGGGCCAUCCAAGUGCUAUUUCUCCCGCUGUUGGUUCUCGCGCUGUAACCAAUGAGGCGCAUGGCAGAGAAAAUGUGCUCGAUGGUCAGCGGAACUCACGCUCAAACACUCUUUUCUCUCGGUCAUCAUCCCCAGGGACGUCCUCGCCGACUUCUCCGCGUGUGCGUGCUUCUUUAAUACAUCAGAAUUCUGAUAUAAUUACCAUGCAGUUGGAAUUAUUGGGCAAUCGUAAUGCACAAAACCAGGACCCGCUGCAUCCUAGGCCUGGUAAUGAGAUUGACUUGCCAACUUCCAAUGGACAGCCGGCUCAUCGUCGCUCCAUUACGGAGUUACUAGACACAAUCUUGACCAACCAGAACCAGACCCUCUCCACGAUCGUCAACUCCGAGAGUGUGGACAGUGACGGCCUCUCAAACAUGACACCAGGAGCGUCUCCUAGCAAUAGGGAAGAUAUGUUAGACCUGAUGUCUCAAUAUCAACAAGAAGCUCGAGGAGAAGAUAAUCCUACCCCUGAUUCUCCCCUUGAGGAACCACCGUCAAGCCUUGCCAACAUCUUGCCAGAAAGUGUGGAAGAGCCACCAAGCCAGGAAGAUAGUCAUGAUCAUCCUUCCGAAGCGGAGCCAGCCAUAGAGAACGAUUUUGAUUCAGGAAUAUUUCCUCGCAUAUCUGAUCCAAAUGUGCGCGAAGGCCCUUCAAACACAAACUCCUCAACUGCUCACCGGAUAACAAUACUUUCAUCGCACCCCGUCGAUUCCCUUGCCUCUCACCUCGCGUCAAUGAUUACUACUGUACUUUUCAUCCCUCUCGAAUCCCUCUACCUUCGCUCUCUUGCUUCAUCCUAUCUGUCAUCCACUACCUCCUCCGCCGCUAAUGUCCGUGCCCUAGGUGUCUGGGGCGGUGGUGGUUCUCGGUCUGAUAAACUUGCAUACAUGGGCAAGUUAACCCUCAUGAUAGGAUUGCAAGCUGCUGUGAAUGCUGGUGUGUGGGGAGUCAUCUCAGGCACAGCCAUUCGGAUUGGUAGAAGGUUCUGCGGAUGGGGAACUUUGUGA
Molecule: messenger RNA, 2262 nt
Organism: Aspergillus alliaceus
Lineage: Eukaryota; Fungi; Ascomycota; Eurotiomycetes; Eurotiales; Aspergillaceae
Exons: 3
Coding region: 1-2262 (753 amino acids)
Source: RefSeq, a predicted model, not a curated record